Messenger RNA from Gymnogyps californianus (California condor), 3794 nucleotides. RefSeq names its product oxoglutarate dehydrogenase (gene OGDH). Lineage: Eukaryota; Metazoa; Chordata; Aves; Accipitriformes; Cathartidae. Bases 40 to 3147 code for a protein of 1035 amino acids. Gene Ontology annotation, cellular component: oxoglutarate dehydrogenase complex; mitochondrion. Gene Ontology annotation, biological process: tricarboxylic acid cycle. The transcript is spliced from 24 exons. The record is from RefSeq and is a predicted model, not a curated record. Gene Ontology annotation, molecular function: oxoglutarate dehydrogenase (succinyl-transferring) activity; thiamine pyrophosphate binding.
ACGGACGUGCCGGAACUUGCGUGAGGCGACAGGACAAACAUGCUUAACUUAAGGACUUGUGCAGCAAAGCUGAGGCCGUUGACGGCCUCACAGACUGUAAAGACAAUUUCCCAACACAGGCCGGCAGCACCCAGGACGUUUCAACAGAUCAGGUGCUACAGCGCACCGGUGGCUGCCGAGCCUUUUUUGAGUGGGACUAGUUCAAACUACGUGGAGGAAAUGUAUUAUGCUUGGCUGGAAAAUCCCAAAAGUGUACAUAAGUCAUGGGACAUCUUCUUUCGCAACGCCAAUGCCGGAGCUGCUCCAGGCACCGCUUACCAAAGCCCCCCUCCACUGAGUACCAGCCUUUCCACGCUGUCCCAAGCCCAGUUCCUGGUUCAAGCGCAGCCUAACGUAGAUAAACUGGUGGAGGACCAUCUCGCAGUGCAAUCUCUUAUCAGGGCGUAUCAGAUUCGAGGGCAUCAUGUAGCACAACUCGACCCACUCGGCAUCUUGGAUGCAGAUCUGGACUCCUCCCUUCCAGCCGAUAUUAUCACAUCCACAGACAAACUGGAUCUCGCAGUGUUCAAGGAGCGGCUGAGAGUGUUAACAGUAGGAGGCUUUUAUGGGCUGGAUGAAUCUGACCUCGACAAGGUCUUCCACUUGCCCACAACCACUUUCAUCGGUGGAAAUGAAUCGGCUCUUCCGCUCCGGGAAAUCAUCCGUCGGCUGGAGAUGGCGUACUGCCAGCACAUCGGCGUGGAGUUCAUGUUUAUCAACGACCUGGAGCAGUGCCAGUGGAUCCGGCAGAAGUUUGAGACCCCGGGCAUCAUGCAGUUCACCAACGAAGAGAAACGCACACUGCUGGCCAGGCUGGUCCGCUCUACCAGGUUUGAGGAGUUCCUCCAUCGGAAAUGGUCUUCGGAAAAGCGUUUUGGUCUGGAGGGCUGUGAAGUGCUGAUCCCAGCCUUAAAGACCAUUAUUGAUAAGUCGAGUGAGAAGGGAGUGGAUUAUGUUAUCAUGGGAAUGCCCCACAGGGGACGCCUGAAUGUUCUCGCCAACGUGAUCAGGAAAGAGCUGGAGCAGAUCUUCUGCCAGUUCGACUCUAAGCUGGAGGCUGCUGAUGAGGGCUCCGGUGACGUGAAGUACCACCUGGGAAUGUACCACCGGCGGAUUAACCGCGUCACCGACAGGAACAUCACCCUUUCCUUGGUGGCAAAUCCUUCUCACUUGGAGGCAGCUGAUCCCGUUGUUCAAGGCAAGACUAAAGCGGAGCAGUUUUACUGCGGGGACACAGAAGGGAAGAAGGUGAUGUCCAUCCUCCUGCACGGAGAUGCCGCUUUCGCUGGGCAGGGCAUCGUGUACGAGACGUUUCACUUGAGCGACCUGCCCUCCUACACCACCCACGGCACUGUCCACGUUGUGGUGAACAACCAGAUCGGCUUCACAACAGACCCCCGGAUGGCCCGCUCCUCCCCGUACCCGACUGAUGUUGCCCGCGUGGUGAACGCGCCCAUUUUCCACGUCAAUGCGGACGACCCGGAGGCCGUUGUCUACGUGUGCAACGUGGCAGCAGAGUGGCGAAGCACCUUCCAUAAGGACGUGGUGGUGGAUUUGGUUUGUUACAGGCGCAACGGUCACAACGAGAUGGAUGAACCCAUGUUCACGCAACCCCUGAUGUACAAACAGAUCCGGAAACAGAAGCCGGUGCUGCAGAAAUACGCAGAGCUGCUGAUUUCCCAGGGGGUGGUAAAUCAGCUGGAGUACGAGGAGGAAAUUGCCAAGUACGAUAAGAUCUGCGAGGAGGCCCAUGCGAGAUCCAAGGAUGAAAAGAUCUUGCACAUCAAGCACUGGCUGGACUCACCCUGGCCUGGUUUCUUCACUCUGGACGGCCAACCCCGCAGCAUGACCUGCCCUUCCACCGGACUGAAUGAAGAGGACUUGACGCACAUUGGUCAAGUGGCCAGCUCGGUGCCGGUGGAGGAUUUCACUAUCCAUGGAGGUUUGAGCCGUAUUCUGAAAACCCGUGGGGAGAUGGUGAAGAACCGGUCGGUGGACUGGGCCCUGGCAGAGUACAUGGCGUUCGGCUCCCUGCUCAAAGAGGGCAUCCACAUCCGCCUGAGCGGCCAGGACGUUGAGAGGGGGACGUUCAGCCAUCGCCACCACGUCCUGCACGAUCAGAAUGUGGACAAGAGGACCUGUAUCCCCAUGAACCACCUCUGGCCCAACCAGGCUCCUUACACCGUCUGCAACAGCUCUCUGUCGGAGUACGGCGUCCUCGGAUUCGAGCUGGGCUUCGCCAUGGCCAGCCCCAACGCCCUGGUGCUUUGGGAAGCCCAAUUCGGGGACUUCCACAACACCGCUCAGUGCAUAAUCGACCAGUUCAUCUGUCCCGGGCAGGCCAAGUGGGUCAGGCAGAACGGCAUCGUCCUGCUGCUUCCCCACGGCAUGGAGGGCAUGGGUCCCGAGCACUCCUCCGCCCGCCCGGAGCGAUUCUUGCAGAUGUGCAACGACGAUCCCGACGUCUUCCCCAAACUGGACGACUUUGACGUGCGCCAGCUCUACGACUGCAACUGGAUCGUCGUGAACUGCUCCACUCCGGCCAACUUCUUCCACGUCCUCCGGCGCCAGAUCCUCCUGCCCUUCCGCAAACCGUUGAUCAUCUUCACUCCAAAGUCGCUGCUGCGCCACCCCGAAGCCCGCUCCAGCUUUGAUGACAUGCUGCCAGGCACCCACUUCCUCCGCAUCAUCCCCGACGGCGGCCCCGCGGCCCAGAGCCCCGAGCAGGUGAAGCGGGUGCUGUUCUGCACCGGCAAGGUCUACUACGACCUGACUCGCGAGCGCAAGGCUCGGCAGAUGGAGGCCGACGUGGCCAUCACCAGGGUGGAGCAGCUCUCCCCGUUCCCCUUCGACCUCCUCCAGCGGGAAGCCCAGAAGUACCCGGCCGCCGAGCUGGUGUGGUGCCAGGAGGAGCACAAGAACCAGGGCUACUACGACUACGUCAAACCCCGGCUCCGCACCACCAUCAACCGCGCCAAGCCUGUCUGGUAUGCAGGGCGGGAGCCGGCGGCUGCCCCCGCCACCGGCAACAAGAAAACCCACCUGACGGAGCUGCAGCGGCUCCUCGACACGGCCUUCGACCUCGACGCCUUCAAGGACCUGGCCUAAGCGCCAGCCCGGCGGCGGCAGCAUGCUCCCGUCCAUCUGUCUGUCCAUCUGUCUGUCCCCCGCUCGCCUCCCCCCUCCCUCCUUAACUACAGACCUUGUAAAACCCCACGCCGGCGCCUGGAGUCCUUGUCUGGCUCGCGCCGGAGCCAGUGUUGGUGCAGCCGCCCUGGCAGGCGAGAGGGGCCGGGAGCUGUGCGCCCCCCCCCCCCCCAACCCGGCCCCCAGGAGGGGCUGGUCCCCGGGGCUCUUCUCUGGGGGCGUCCAGUGCAAUGGGCCCAGCCACCUCCCAGUUCCUCCCAGUCUGGUGUUGCACUUGUCCUUGCAGCCACUGCCUCUCUCGGGGGAGCAAGAUGGGGUGGCUGUCCCCAUCCCCCCCCGCCUCGCAGGGCCCAGGCAGGGGUGGGGGUGCUGGCCCCCUGCCCCAGAGCCCCCCCCCCCCAGCUUCCAGGGCACCCGCAGGGCGGUUUGCCCGUCCCUGGGGAGCGCCGUCCCCUUCUGCCUGCACUGGCACCCUGGCCUUGAGCUCCCGCAGCCGCUCGGCCGGUGCUGGGUGCCGCGUCCUCCCAUGGGGGUCCGGGGUGGGGGGGGCGACCCCUGGCCGGGGCUCGCUUUCGGCUUCCCCAAUAAACACCAAGUCCUCCCACUGC